UGCCUCAGCAGCGGCGGCUGGAACUCCCUCCCUCCUUCCAUCCUCCCGCUUCCCUGAAUCGGCCCCAUCAACACCCUGGGCCCCCCUCUUCUGCCGUCAUUACACUCCCCUUCUCCCUUUUUGGCACUUUCCUCUCGAACCAUCCUUCCGGACAAACUUUGAUGGAGAAUUUCACACUAAGCUGGAAAAAUGCCGGUUAUGAAAGGAUUACUGGCGCCCCAGAACACCUUCCUCGACACAAUCGCCACCCGUUUUGAUGGAACACACAGUAACUUCAUCCUCGCCAAUGCCCAGGUGGCUAAGGGUUUUCCCAUAGUCUACUGUUCGGAUGGCUUCUGUGAGCUUGCUGGAUUUGCCCGAACUGAGGUCAUGCAGAAGAGCUGCAGUUGCAAGUUCUUAUUUGGAGUUGAAACCAAUGAGCCACUGAUGCUUCAAAUAGAAAAGUCACUGGAGGAAAAAACAGAAUUCAAAGGAGAAAUUAUGUUCUACAAGAAGAAUGGGUCUCCAUUUUGGUGUCUGUUGGAUAUAGUUCCUAUAAAGAAUGAGAAAGGAGAUGUGGUACUUUUUCUGGCUUCAUUCAAAGAUAUAACAGAUACAAAAGUGAAGAUUACUCCAGAAGAUAAAAAAGAAGACAAAGCCAAAGGAAGAUCAAGAGCAGGGACUCACUUUGACUCAGCCCGGAGACGGAGCCGAGCGGUCCUUUAUCACAUCUCAGGGCACCUGCAAAGAAGAGAAAAGAACAAAUUGAAAAUAAAUAAUAAUGUUUUCGUAGACAAACCAGCAUUCCCGGAGUAUAAAGUCUCUGAUGCAAAAAAGUCCAAAUUCAUACUUUUGCAUUUUAGCACUUUUAAAGCUGGCUGGGACUGGCUUAUUUUGUUGGCAACGUUUUAUGUUGCCGUGACUGUACCUUACAACGUUUGCUUUAUUGGCAACGAUGACUUGUCCACGACUCGGAGCACAACAGUCAGUGACAUUGCAGUGGAGAUUCUUUUUAUUAUAGAUAUUAUUUUAAAUUUCCGAACAACUUAUGUCAGCAAGUCUGGUCAAGUUAUCUUCGAAGCAAGAUCAAUUUGCAUUCACUAUGUCACAACUUGGUUCAUCAUUGAUUUAAUUGCUGCCCUGCCCUUUGAUCUCCUAUAUGCUUUCAACGUCACUGUGGUGUCUCUUGUGCAUCUCCUGAAGACCGUGCGGCUGCUGCGUCUUUUGCGUCUCCUGCAGAAGUUAGACCGUUAUUCCCAACACAGCACAGUCGUCCUGACUCUGCUCAUGUCCAUGUUUGCACUCCUUGCACACUGGAUGGCAUGUAUCUGGUAUGUCAUUGGAAAAAUGGAGAGGGAAGACAACAGCCUUCUGAAGUGGGAAGUUGGUUGGCUCCAUGAGUUGGGAAAGCGACUGGAAUCACCAUACUACGGCAACAAUACUUUGGGGGGCCCAUCAAUCCGAAGUGCCUAUAUCGCCGCUCUGUACUUCACCCUUAGCAGCCUCACCAGUGUUGGGUUUGGGAACGUCUCUGCUAAUACAGAUGCAGAAAAGAUCUUCUCCAUCUGCACCAUGCUGAUUGGUGCCUUGAUGCAUGCCCUGGUGUUUGGAAACGUGACGGCAAUCAUACAGAGGAUGUACUCGCGAUGGUCCCUCUAUCACACGAGAACCACAGAACUGAAGGACUUCAUCCGUGUCCACCAUCUACCCCAGCAGCUCAAGCAGAGGAUGCUUGAAUAUUUCCAAACUACCUGGUCAGUCAACAAUGGAAUAGAUUCAAAUGAGCUUUUGAAAGACUUUCCAGAUGAACUGCGUUCUGACAUCACCAUGCACUUGAACAAGGAGAUCCUACAACUGUCCCUCUUUGAGUGUGCCAGCCGGGGCUGCCUUAGGUCUCUGUCUCUACACAUCAAAACCUCUUUCUGUGCUCCGGGGGAGUAUCUGCUGCGUCAAGGAGAUGCUUUGCAAGCCAUUUACUUUGUAUGUUCUGGCUCCAUGGAAGUUCUUAAAGACAGCAUGGUGCUGGCUAUUCUUGGAAAAGGAGAUUUAAUUGGAGCUAACCUAUCAAUUAAGGACCAAGUGAUCAAGACCAAUGCAGAUGUGAAGGCUUUAACCUACUGUGAUCUCCAGUGCAUCAUCCUUAAAGGACUCUUUGAAGUGCUAGACCUUUACCCAGAAUAUGCUCACAAAUUCAUGGAAGACAUUCAGCACGACCUCACAUACAACCUGCGAGAAGGUCAUGAGAGUGAUGUGAUAUCAAGAUUAUCGAACAAAUCUACGGUCUCGCAGUCAGAGCCCAAGGGAAAUGGCAGCAUCAAGAAGAGACUCCCAUCCAUUGUGGAAGAUGAGGAAGAGGAGGAGGAGGGGGAAGAAGAGGAAACUGCCUCCCUCUCCCCCAUCUACACAAGGGGACCUUUCUCAUCACGUAACAAGAAGGCUGGAAGCAAUAAAAGUUAUCUGGGUUUAAGCCUGAAGCAGCUGGCCUCAGGAACGGUGCCAUUUCACUCACCUAUCAGAGUCUCCAGUUCAUAUUCCCCAAAAUCCAAACAGGAAACUGACCCCCCUAAUCAUACUAAAAGGAAAGAGAAGAACUUGAAAUUGCAACUUUCAGCCUUGAAUAGUGCUGGACCCCCAGACCUCAGUCCCAGAAUUGUUGAUGGAAUUGAAGAUGGAAACAGCAGUGAAGAAAGCCAGACUUUCGACUUUGGCUCUGAACGAAUCAAGCCAGAGACCAGAAUUUCUCCUCCUCUGGGAGACCCAGAGAUUGGAGCUGCUGUUCUCUUCAUCAAAGCAGAGGAGACCAAACAGCAGAUUAACAAACUCAACAGUGAGGUAACAAUGUUGACUCAGGAGGUCUCUCAGUUAGGUAAAGACAUGAGGAAUGUGAUACAACUUCUGGAAAAUGUGCUGUCGCCCCAGCAGCCAUCACAGUUUUGCUCUCUGCACCCAGUCUCCGUGUGUCCCUCCAGGGAGAGCUUACAGACCAGGAUGACCUGGAGUACGCACCAACCUUGCCUGCAUUUGCAAGCAGGUGGAGCUGCUCGUACCCAAGCACAACUUUGUCAUGGUAACAUCACCUCAGACAUUUGGAGUGUGGAUCCCUCCUCUGUGGGAAGCAGCCCUCAGAGAACUGUAGCUCAUGAGAAAAAUCCUACAGACAGUGAACUUUAUCAUUCUCCAAACCUGGAUUAUUCACCUUCCCACUACCAGGUUGUCCAAGAAGGUCAUUUGCAACUUUUAAGGUGCAUCUCUCCACAUUCUGACACCACACUGACGCCUCUGCAGUCCAUCUCGGCGACACUCUCAUCUUCUGUGUGCUCCUCCUCAGAAACAUCUUUGCAUCUGGUUCUCCCAAGCAGAUCAGAGGAGGGCAGCUUCAGCCAAGCAGCAGUUAGUUCCUUCAGUCUGGAAAACCUGCCAGGAUCUUGGGACCGAGAAAGAAUGGCCUCAAUCACUACCAAACCCUUGGAAAAUUUUCCACUAGAAGUUGUCACAAGCACAGCAGACGCAAAAGAUAAAGCCAUAAACGUAUGAUAUUAGUGCAUGUGACACAGCUGCCAAUUUCAAACCCACCACUGCAUGACAGCUUUCGUUUGCCUUUUUUGCCUCUGGCACGUAUGAGGACUGGGCACCAAUGGUAAUUCUGGAGAAGAGAGUGUGAGGAGCCAGGGAAAGGCAAAACCACCUCCAUACUGUAGCAAACAAUUUCUAGAUCCUAGGAAGCAUAAUAGAAACAUUUUUUUCUAUACAGGUAUUAACUUACUGGUCUGUUUGACAGACUUUGGUAAACUUCCAAAGACCCUGAGGGUCUAAGCAGCUAGAAGUCCCAGACAAAGAAUUUGUGGAUUAGUUAUGUCCUAGGUGGCUUUUGUGAAGUGCAGCAAAGGUUUUUCCCGAGUGCCUGUCUGUCAUCCCUGAACAAUAGCCAUAGCACUGUUGGCCUCGGGAGUGCACAUCUCCUGCUGAUCUGUUUUUCUUUUUGUGAAGGCAAAGGGACAAUUAUCACUGCAUGUCAUCUCCUAGACAAUCAGUCCAAUAGAGCUGGUGGCCAGUGGUUAGCUAUUGCACGUCAUUUGCCAUGUAAAUGAAAAGUCUUUAUUUAUCAGAAAAAAAAAAAAAGGCUAUUUUUAUAUCCUUGGUAUGAAAUAUGUAUUUAAACUAUUUAAAAUAUUUAUAAAGAAAUGAAUGUUCUCUUUUCAUUUUGGUAAAAAAAAAAAAAAGCUUGCUGUUUUAACAAGAAAUGCACUACUGUUAUGUAUAGUAGAUAAAAAAAAUAUUAUUAAGGGGAUGUAGUUUCAAAAGGUAUCUCCCUUUUAUCUGCAUGCAGUUUGCAAAAAUGUAUCCUCACCCUUCUGAAUUACAAAGAGAAAGUGAGGUCAUAUUUUAUUACUGAAAUAAAAACAUGGACUGAGUGUCACCUACAUGAGUUUUGGAAUGAUAGUAGGAGGACUCCAUCAAGUCCCUGCUGACUCUGUCAAUGACCUGAUGAAGGAAGGCUGUCCCCACUGUUCCAGCAUAUAUGUUUCUCUUCCAGGCAUCAUAUUGUGUUGUCAAGGAACCCAAAAUUGACCUGUGAAAUUUGAAGUCACAAUUACUUUGAGCCAUUUUUGGCUAAAAUGAGGUAGAGAAAUCUUAGGUGUAUCCUUUACUAUGCUAUUCUUUUAGAAGAAUUCUGAAAUGGAGCAAAGAAUUCUAAGCUAUGACUCAUGAGAAUGAUGCCAGCUUGCACUUGGUCAGCACUUUA
Messenger RNA from Orycteropus afer afer, 4723 nucleotides. RefSeq names its product potassium voltage-gated channel subfamily H member 8 (gene KCNH8). Lineage: Eukaryota; Metazoa; Chordata; Mammalia; Tubulidentata; Orycteropodidae. Gene Ontology annotation, molecular function: voltage-gated potassium channel activity. Gene Ontology annotation, biological process: potassium ion transmembrane transport; regulation of membrane potential. Gene Ontology annotation, cellular component: membrane. The record is from RefSeq and is a predicted model, not a curated record.